Cetraspora pellucida is the source of this 129-nucleotide messenger RNA. Lineage: Eukaryota; Fungi; Glomeromycota; Glomeromycetes; Diversisporales; Gigasporaceae. The record is from the annotation of a GenBank genome assembly.
AUGAUCAUGGGAAGGGGGUGUCAGGGAAAUGAUUGUUGGGAAAAUGAUAGGGACCCUCUGGAAAGGCAUCAAGAAGAACAAAAAAAUGAUCUCUUUGUGCAAGUAAUAGAUAUAAGUGUUUUGGGUUAG